Messenger RNA from Echinostoma caproni, 144 nucleotides. Lineage: Eukaryota; Metazoa; Platyhelminthes; Trematoda; Plagiorchiida; Echinostomatidae. The record is from the annotation of a GenBank genome assembly.
AUGGAUCUCAUAACCAAACUUACCGGUCUUCUGGUUCAAGUACGCUCUUUGACUGAACAAGAGAACGCCACUUACGGAUUCUCAAGCAUUCAAGACUCAUUGCGUGAUAUCAAAUCAAGUAUCCAUGCAAGCAACGUUCAGUAA